AGGAGCAAGACGACCACGAGCCUGCAGCUGUGGUCACAGCAGAGCCUGAUGGUUCCAAGAGAAUGACAGAAGCAGCAGCUGUCUCUGCCCUGGCUCCCUCUGCUCCUGGAGAAGAAGCCAAAGAGGAGCAAAAGGAGCAAGACAACCACGAGCCUGCAGCUGUGGUCACAGCAGAGCCUGAUGGUUCCAAGAGAAUGACAGAAGCAGCAGCUGUCUCUGCCCUGGCUCCCUCUGCUCCUGGAGAAGAAGCCAAAGAGGAGCAAAAGGAGCAAGACAACCACGAGCCUGCAGCUGUGGUCACAGCAGAGCCUGAUGGUUCCAAGAGAAUAACAGAAGCAGCAGCAGUCUCUGCCCCGGCUCCCUCUGCUCCUGGAGAAGAAGCCAAAGAGGAGCAAAAGGAGCAAGAUGACCACGAGCCUGCAGCUGUGGUCACACCCAGGGAAUCAGUAAAUGUGGUGUUUGGGAAUUGA
Molecule: messenger RNA, 470 nt
Organism: Vidua macroura (Pin-tailed whydah)
Lineage: Eukaryota; Metazoa; Chordata; Aves; Passeriformes; Viduidae
Product: serine/threonine-protein kinase PAK 3-like
Exons: 5
Coding region: 63-470 (135 amino acids)
Source: RefSeq, a predicted model, not a curated record